Messenger RNA from Salarias fasciatus (jewelled blenny), 1201 nucleotides. It is a transcript of the gene mylpfa, whose product is annotated as myosin light chain, phosphorylatable, fast skeletal muscle a. Bases 146 to 658 code for a protein of 170 amino acids. NCBI's taxonomy places the organism in Eukaryota, Metazoa, Chordata, Actinopteri, Blenniiformes, Blenniidae. Gene Ontology annotation, molecular function: calcium ion binding. The transcript has 7 exons. The record is from RefSeq and is a predicted model, not a curated record.
UCAUCCCCAUCCAAACUUGAGGCUGCGGCUAAAGUUAGACCGGCCGGCGGAGGGGUAUAUAAGCCCCCGGGAAUAUACGUUUAACGCGGCUUCACACUGUCUUCUUCUUUCCUGAUCAUCCCAACCUCUGCUCCACCGUCUCAAGAUGGCACCAAAGAAGGCCAAGAGGAGGGCAGCAGCAGGAGACGGCGGCUCCUCCAACGUGUUCUCCAUGUUUGAGCAGAGCCAGAUUCAGGAGUACAAGGAGGCUUUCACAAUCAUCGACCAGAACAGAGACGGAAUCAUCAGCAAAGACGACCUGAGGGACGUGCUGGCCUCAAUGGGCCAGCUGAACGUGAAGAAUGAGGAGCUGGAGGCCAUGAUCAAGGAGGCCAGCGGACCCAUCAACUUCACCGUCUUCCUCACCAUGUUCGGCGAGAAGCUGAAGGGCGCUGAUCCCGAGGACGUUAUUCUUAGCGCCUUCAAGGUCCUGGACCCCGAGGGUACCGGAACCAUCAAGAAGGAGUUCCUCGAGGAGCUCCUGACCACUCAGUGCGACAGGUUCUCCAAGGAGGAGAUUAAGAACAUGUGGGCCGCCUUCCCCCCAGAUGUUGCCGGAAACGUAGACUACAAGAACAUCUGCUACGUCAUCACACACGGAGAGGAGAAGGAGGAGUAAAGAGCGAGCAAGACGACGAGAAAAGACAGCAUCCCUUUACUGGUCCAGCCUCCCCGCCCUUCCUCCUCCUCCUCCUCCUCCUCCUCCUCGCUCCCCCCGCCGCCCCGGCCUCUCCCCAUCCAACCAGAGACUCACCACGCCGGCGCGGCGGCUGUCUGAAUGUGCUUAUGGGGAACGGGGGGGGGGGUUUCCAAUAAAAGUCAUCCUGUAACAUCACUUCCAGCCACAAGCUUCUCUCAAACGCCCUCUUUUUGUUCUUACCUGGCAACCGCCGCCCUCGCUCCGCCGUCCGGGGUCAGAAGGUCAGCAGGCAGCAGGAGCUUCAUUCCCCAUCGUGAAGAAGUCCUCUGAGGCAGGCCAGGUGGGAGGAGGGGGGCGACUUGCAGGUCAGAUGGGAGAAAGUUGCCUCCUUAAAGCGAGGACGACUCUUUCCUUAAAAGAGAUUAAAAAAAAAAAAAAGACAAAAAAAAAAUCAAGCCUGAAGGAGAGGAGAGAAAGGGCCGAAAGAAAACAUUCAAGUCUUCGAUUUCUUUUUCUUCUGUC